UGACCGGCUGGAAUAAAGCAGAGAGGAUGAGGAGAGAGAUCAGUCUGUUCUUCACCUCCCAAAACCAAAACGACUUUAAAACAAACGUUUGUUUCCUGCACAACAUCAACUCCUGUCAGAGAUGUAACGCAGUAAAAAUGUUUGUCUGAAAGUUGUUGACGGGUGUGUCAGAAGGAGAAUUUCAGGUUUUAGUUUCAAUUUUAGUCCAGAUUUUGUUUGUUUGCUGUGAAAAAAAAAAAAAAACGAAAUGAAAAACUUGAAAGUGUGACGUUCACAGAUUCACUGAUCUGACAAACACACACUGAGAAACAACACACAAACAUGCAUAUACACAAACACAUACAAGCACACACACACACACACACACACACACACAGAAACACACACACACAGGCAGCAGUGGGCGAGGUCGGUGUGUUUCAGCAGGAAUGCAGUCGUGUGUGUUUUCAGCUCCAAACUGCUGCUCACUGACUCACAGGUGACAGGUGGGCGUGGCAGAGGGGCGUGGCCUGUGGGGCCGGCUGCUGAAGGACCUGAGGUGUCAGGCUGGCAGACGUGCAGGUUUCUGUGGAACUGGCCGGACGGCGUGAAUCUGGAGGACUGACUCACUGAGGAGUUUUACCGUCUCCGGUUCAUCUGAAGACUCCAGGACUUCCUCUGGGACCCCCCUCCCCCCUCCCCAUCGAUGCCGGACCCUGAUGCAGAGACCCUGGAAUAAAUAAUCCCUCCUGAUAAUCCAGCAUCUGGAAAAUGGAGCCUCACUGUGAGACAUAAGAUCAGAUCAGAGUCAACUUCCUGACGUCAACACCAUGGCGUCCUCUGAGAAGCAGCCUUGGGGGCGGAGCUUGGCUGCAUUCUUCCCAUGCUGCCACAAAGAAUCCAACCAGCCAGAAAUCCGGAUGAUCAAUGAAAAGCCGCCGCAGCAGCCCGAUCAGCCGGCCCCUCCCCCCCAAGAACUGGACGCCAUGUUUGCAGAGCUGGUGGAGGAGCUGGAGUUGUCGGGGGAGCACCGGCAGGCCAUGUUCGCUCUGCCGGCAGAGAAGAAAUGGCAGAUUUACUGCAGCAAGAAAGCGGGAGCAGACGAGCAGAAAGGAGCGAUGAGCUGGCCGGACUUUUACAUCGAUCAGAUCCGAGUCAUGGCUGCAAGGAAGACGCUGGUGCCGCUGGAGAACGGACAGACUGACGGCAGGCAGACGGUCGUAGACGGUCUGAAGACAGCUCUGAGGACUCAGCCCAUCCGGUUUGUGACCCGGUUCCUGGACCUGGACGGCCUGUCGUGCAUCCUGAACUUCCUCAAGUCCAUGGACUACGAGACGGCCGAGUCCCAGAUCCACACGUCUGUGAUCGGCUGCUUGAAAGCUCUGAUGAACAACUCUCAGGGCAGAAGUCACGUCCUGGAACACCCGGAGAGCAUCAACAUCAUCACGCAAAGCCUGUCUGCAGAGAACAUCAAGACCAAGGUGGCAGUCCUGGAGAUUCUGGGAGCUGUUUGUUUGGUUCCAGGAGGCCACAAGAAAGUUCUGGAGGCCAUGGUCCACUACCAGACGUUUGCUGCUGAGAGAACGCGCUUCCAGAACCUGCUGUCAGACUUGGACCGCUCCACCGGUCGGUACCGGGAUGAAGUCGGUCUGAAGACGGCCAUCAUGUCCUUCAUCAACGCAGUGCUCAGCCAGGGAGCUGGAGAGAACAGUGUGGAGUUCCGGAUCCAUUUACGCUACGAGUUCCUGAUGCUGGGCCUCCAGCCGGUCAUCGACAAGCUGCGUUCCCACGAAAACACCACGCUGGACACACAUUUGGACUACUUUGAGAUGUUGAGGAGUGAAGACGAGCUCUGGAUGUCCAAACGCUUAAACGCUGCCCACAUCGACACUAAAAGUGGAGGCGGGAUGUUCGAGCUGAUCAAGAAGCGCCUGAGCCACACGGAGGCGUACCCCCACCUGCUGUCCGCCCUGCAGCACCUCCUCCUGAUGCCCUACCAGCACAGCAGGACCAUGCUUCAGCACUGGGUGCUGUUGGACCGGAUGGUCCAGCAGCUGGUUCUGCAGAACAACAAAGGUGAAGAUCCAGACGUGGCUCCCCUCGAGGACUUCAACGUUAAAAGUAUCGUGAACAAGCUGGUCAAGGAGAAUGAGGUCAAACAAUGGCAGGAAGAAGCUGCAGAGAUGAGAAAAUGUAAUCAGAACCUCCAGCAGAGCUUGGAGAAGAAGAAGAGGGAAUGUGAGGCCAAGACGAAGGAGAAGGAAGAACUGAUGGAGCUUCUGAGCAAAAUGAAGGAGAAACUGGAGCGAGAGACCAAGGAGCACAGGCAGGCCAAGCAGCAGGCGGAAGAGCUGUUGGCCCGGCUCAAGCAGCUCAGUUCUGUGGGUACCGAACAACUCGGGCCGGGUUUUCCUCCACCGGACCUUCACGCUCUUCUUUCUCUGCAGACCCCCACGGUUCCAGGAGGACCUCCUCUCAGCUCUGCUGCUCGUCCUGAUCCUACGUCCUCUUCGUCAUCGUCCUCCGUUCCUCCUCCUCCUCCUCCUCCUCCUCCAGGAGGCCCACCAGUGUUUGGUAUGGCUCCGUUUGCACCUCCUCCUCCUCCUCCUCCUCCUCCUCCUCCAGGAGGUCCUCCAGGAUUGGAACAAAGGAGGAACAUUCCUCGUCCAUCAAACCCUCUGAAGAGUUUCAACUGGAGCAAACUGCCUGAGAACAAGAUCGAGGGAACCAUCUGGAAAAAGAUUGACGAACGAAACGUGUUCAAAGUCCUGGAUCUGGAGGAGUUGGAGAAAACCUUCUCAGCUUACCAGAGACUGGCGAAGGAGACCGAGGAGGAGCAGACGUCUGCGAAGAAGGUGAAGGAGCUGUCGGUGAUCGAUGGUCGGCGAGCGCAGAACUGCAACAUCCUGCUGUCCCGACUGAAGCUGAGCAACGAGGAGAUCUGCCAGGCGCUCACCUCCAUGAACGAGCAGGAGGACUUACCCACCGACAUGCUGGAGCAGCUCCUGAAGUUUGUCCCGGAGAAGAGCGACAUGGAGCUGCUGGAGGAGCACAAGCACGAGGUGGAGCGCAUGGCCAGAGCCGACCGCUUCCUGCUGGACAUGAGCAGGUUCGACCACUACCAGCAGAGGCUGCAGACGCUCCUCUUCAAGAAGAAGUUUCCUGACAGACUGGCGGACGUCAAACCCAGAAUCGAAGCUCUCAGUCUGGCGUCGCAGGAGGUGGUCCAGAGCAGGAGGCUCCGUCAGCUCCUGGAGGUGGUUCUGGCCUUUGGGAACUACAUGAAUAAAGGACAACGUGGGAACGCGCUGGGCUUCAAAGUUCAGAGCCUAAACAAGAUCGCAGACACCAAGUCCAGCACUGACAAGAACGUCACUCUGCUGCACUACAUGGUCUCCGUGCUGGAGAAGAAGUUCCCCGCCGUGGCGGCGUUCAGCGAGGAGCUGAGGAACGUUCCUGAAGCCUCCAAAGUCAACAUGGUGGAGCUGGAGAGGGACAUCAGCGCUCUGAGGGCGGGGCUUAAGAGCAUCGAGGCGGAGCUGCAGUACCAGCGGUCCUCCCAGCGAGCCACCGAUACCUUCGUCCCCGUGGUCAGUCAGUUCUUGACCGUGGCGUCCUUCAGCUUCUCUGACGUGGAGGAGUCUCUGCAGGAGGCCAAAGAGCUGUUUCUGAAGGCGCUGCAGCACUUCGGCGAAGAUUCUUCCGCUCUGAAAGCAGACGAGUUCUUCGGCACCUUCGGCGCUUUCCUGGCAGCUUUCUCUGAGGCCCGGCAGGACAACGAGGACAGGGCCCGGCGCCAGGAGGAGGAGGAGAGGCGGGCGCUCAUGGAGGCUCAGAAGAAGGAGGAGCGAGCCCAGAGGAUGAAGAAGGCCAAAGCAAACGAGGAAGAGGAGGGAGAGUUUGACGACCUGGUGUCGGCGCUGCGCUCCGGGGAGGUCUUCAACAUGUCCAAACUGAACCGGCGGAAGCAACAGAGACCCGCGAGCAGACUGGACCAGAACCAGCCCAGAAUCUGACAGAACUGGACCAGAACCAGCUCAGAAUCUGACAGAACUGGACCAGAACCAACUCAGAAUCUGUGCAAACUGGACCAGAACCAGAAGGCAUUAACACAGAACUCGUCAAUAAUCAAUAAUCCAUCCAUCUUUUAAACUGGCUCUGUUCCUAUUUGGGGUUCAUGGCGAGGCUGGAGCCUAUCUCAGUGACUGGCAGGUUGCUGGAGCCUAUCCCAACAGCUGAAAGGUGAAGUUCACCCCGGACAGUUCUCCAGUCCAUCACAGGACCACAAAGAGACAAACAAGAACACAAAUAUAACGUUUAAAAGAAUUUA
Molecule: messenger RNA, 4309 nt
Organism: Oryzias melastigma (Indian medaka)
Lineage: Eukaryota; Metazoa; Chordata; Actinopteri; Beloniformes; Adrianichthyidae
Product: disheveled-associated activator of morphogenesis 1
Exons: 25
Coding region: 810-3995 (1061 amino acids)
Biological process (GO): actin cytoskeleton organization
Cellular component (GO): stress fiber
Molecular function (GO): actin binding; small GTPase binding
Source: RefSeq, a predicted model, not a curated record